AUGGAUAUGGAAAUGUUAAACGGCCAUAGCUGUGCCGAAAAUCCGGAAAAUUUGGAAAACGGCGUAGAAGGCGAAGAAGUUACUGUAAAUGAAGAAAAUUGUGCUUCAAAAGCUAGCAACGGAAAUGUUGAAGACAUACGUAUUAAAAAAAAGGCUAAAAGACUUAUGAAACAAUUUAAUAAAGAAAUGACUUGGAACAAUCACGGAGGUUCAUGGGUCGGAGUGCCCUCCAGAAAUUGGAAAAACACUCGAAGGCCUAGAAAUGGAUUCGGGAGAGAAAAUGGAAUACAAUUAAGGGGAGGCCAUUUUUAUUUUUAUUUUUUAUUUUAUUUUUAUUUUUGUUUUUUUGUUUUGUUUUGUUUUCAUGGGAGAAAAUAA
Molecule: messenger RNA, 378 nt
Organism: Pediculus humanus corporis (human body louse)
Lineage: Eukaryota; Metazoa; Arthropoda; Insecta; Psocodea; Pediculidae
Exons: 2
Coding region: 1-378 (125 amino acids)
Source: RefSeq, a predicted model, not a curated record